Paraglomus occultum is the source of this 231-nucleotide messenger RNA. The record is from the annotation of a GenBank genome assembly. NCBI's taxonomy places the organism in Eukaryota, Fungi, Glomeromycota, Glomeromycetes, Paraglomerales, Paraglomeraceae.
AUGUCAGCUAUAGGUUCCAAAUGCAAGUACUUUGAAAUAAUGCAGUAUCAAUGCGAUCUCACUGGCAAAAAAAUUGUUUGUGUACCAUUUGCUAGAAUCUUCAAACGGUGCGUAGGCAGACCUACAAUAGAAGUAACCCCGAUAUACGAUACAAAUGGUGAUCCGGCUACAUCUGCCCUCCCAAUCGAUGAUCGUCUCAAGUUCAAGUUCAAGUACCGUUCGGAAAGUUGA